This is a messenger RNA of Gymnodraco acuticeps, 2409 nucleotides long. Its product is annotated as sodium- and chloride-dependent GABA transporter 2-like. Gene Ontology annotation, cellular component: membrane. The coding region runs from base 209 to 2044 and encodes 611 amino acids. The transcript is spliced from 17 exons. The record is from RefSeq and is a predicted model, not a curated record. Gene Ontology annotation, biological process: sodium ion transmembrane transport. NCBI's taxonomy places the organism in Eukaryota, Metazoa, Chordata, Actinopteri, Perciformes, Bathydraconidae.
CUCUGUCUCAGUGGAAAAAUACAGCAGGGAAGUAGUAUACCUUGGACCUUUGUCAGGGCCAACCACUUUUUUUUGUCAACCACUUGAGACGGCAUGGUGGGCAGACCAAUCCGACGGAUAAUUAGAGAUCCUGUGGUGCACCCAGCUGAGAGGAAUACUGAUCAGUUUGCUGUUGCUGAAAGCAACUCUUGGGAGAGGGGGCUUUGAGAUGGAGGGAGAGUUGCACAAAGGAAACAGCAUUGACAUGCAGGAUAACAGUCAGUUGAAGAAGGCUCAGCUGUUGGAUCGAGGUCAAUGGGCAAACAAGGUAGAGUUUCUUCUGGCCGUAGCAGGGACCCUUGUUGGGCUGGGAAACCUCUGGAGGUUCCCGUAUCUAUGCUACAAAAAUGGGGGAGGUGCAUUUCUGGUUCCAUACGUAUUGUUUCUGCUCUCAUGUGGUAUACCCAUGUUCCUCCUGGAGACGGCCAUGGGACAGUACACAUCUCAAGGAUGUAUCACCUGCUGGCGCCACUUCUGCCCCUUGUUUGAAGGGAUUGGCUAUGCUACCCAGGUUGUGAUUGCAUAUGCGGCCGUGUCAUACAUUGUCAUCCAGGCGUGGGCUUUCUUCUACCUCUUCUCCUCCUUCAGCGUUGAGGUCCCGUGGGCAAGCUGCAGGAACUUCUGGAACACAGAGACCUGUGCUGAAUUUGGUAAAACAAACACAUCAUCCAAUUGGACAGCAAACGCAACAACGCCUGCAACAGAAUUCUGGGAGAGACGAGUGCUGGGAAUAUCUAACGGGAUUGAGGAGAUUGGCAGCCUGAGAUGGGAUCUGGCCUUAUGUCUCUUACUGGCGUGGACCCUGUGCUACUUCUGUGUUUGGAAAGGAGUGAAAUCUACUGGGAAGGUAGUCUACUUCACAGCCACUUUUCCGUACCUGAUGCUGGUGGUUUUGUUGGCUCGUGGACUCACUUUACCAGGAGCUAUUGAUGGCAUUUCUUUCUACCUGUAUCCAGACCCCAAAAGGUUGGUGGACCCUCAAGUUUGGAUGGAUGCAGGUGCACAAGUUCUUUUCUCUUUUGGGAUUUGUCAGGGGAGUUUGACAGCUCUAGGCAGUUACAAUCAGUAUAACAAUGAUUGUUACAAGGACACGUUUGUUCUGUGUUUGGUGAACGGCGCGUCAAGCUUUGUGGCAGGGUUUGCAAUCUUUUCAGUUUUGGGCUUCAUGUCCUACGAACAAGGAGUGCCAAUAUCUGAAGUGGCAGCUUCUGGACCCGGCUUGGCAUUUAUUGCUUAUCCACGUGCAAUGGCCAUGAUGCCGUUCCCUCAGCUGUGGUCUAUAUGUUUCUUCGUCAUGGUUAUCUUGUUGGGCGCAGACACACAGUUUGUGAGUCUGGAGUGCCUGAUGACCUCCGUGACAGACAUGUUCCCCACCGUGUUUCGAAGAGCUUACCGUCGAGAGUUGUUGCUGCUUUGUCUCUGCACCAUUUGCUUCUUUCUCGGCCUCCUCCUCGUGACAGAGGGAGGCUUAUAUUUCCUUCAACUUUUUGACCAUUACGUUUGUAGUGGCAGCAAUCUUCUUCUUCUUUCAGUGUUUCAGUCAAUAGCAAUCGGAUGGAUAUAUGGUGCAGAUCGUUUUUAUGACAACAUCGAGGACAUGGUAGGCUAUCGUCCGUGGCCAAUAAUGAAGUAUUGCUGGCUUUACAUUACCCCGACUAUUUGCAUGAGUACCUUCAUCUUUUCACUGGUGAAAUACAAGCCUCUCAAGUUCAACAAAACCUACACCUACCCAAGCUGGGCUUAUGCUCUGGGCUGGUCCCUCGGACUGCUCUGCGUUCUCCUGGUUCCUCUGUGGAUGUUCUUCAAAGUUAUCCAGAUGAAAGGGACAAUAGGGCAGAACCUAAGGCAGCUUUGCCACCCUGAAAUCAAGACGCACAGCACAGCAAAGCAACCCGAGCAAUGCCCCUUGAACCCAGACAACAAUCUCACAUCCGCUGCCAAUGAAUACAAAGCAGGUGGUGGAGCUGAGAUGGAGAUGCAAAUCUCCACAGGUAGUGGCAGCUGAUAAUAUCAGACAAUGCAGAAAGCCUUUAUACAGAAUUAGUGUAAGUAUAAAUGUUGCCUUUUUAUUAUUUGAUAGUUUUUAAAUAUUUACACACAUCAAUCAUCAAUCAAUCAAUGUUUAUUUAUAUAGCCCAAUAUCACAAAUGUUACAUUUGUCUCAGUGGACUUUACAGUUUGUACAAAAUAUCAGUAUGACAAUACAUACAUAUGUUUGAAAUGGUUUGCCUUUUUAUUUUCUGGCUCUUUUGGCUAUAUGUUCUAUAUUUUUAUGCUGUUACAUUUAUUCAUCUGCAUAUCAUUAUCACAUGAGAAUUCACUGGGGACCAUAAGCAUAGUCUGUUAUAAACCAAGAAACAAACUUCUUCA